UAUGCACAUUUUAACAUCACCGGAAGUCUCUGUUGUUGACGCUAGUGAUCGAAUAGCGUGCGUUUGAUCCAAGAGUUGAAAGGGCUUAAUUUGGACAAAAACUCUUAUUCUCAAUUAACCACAAGAACACUAUCGAAGCCUUCGACACUGGGUUUGGUGGAACUGCGAUCAUGAUUAUCCCAAUCCGCUGCUUCACCUGUGGUAAGGUCGUCGGUAACAAGUGGGAGCCAUAUCUCGGUCUUCUCCAAGCCGAAUAUACUGAGGGUGACGCUCUUGAUGCCCUGGGCUUGAAGAGAUAUUGCUGUCGAAGGAUGCUUCUUUCUCACGUGGAUCUUAUAGAAAAGUUGCUGAAUUAUGCUCCACUAGAAAAAUAAUGGAAGACCCCCCCUGCCUCUUGAAGAUCAACCUGUGACAUUAAUUACAUGGACAGUUUACAUUUUUACAAUAGAUAUUUAAGCAAGAGUAUGACCAGCUUUUGUUGAAUAAAUAACCCUCCCACAAUCA
Messenger RNA from Boleophthalmus pectinirostris (great blue-spotted mudskipper), 504 nucleotides. RefSeq names its product RNA polymerase II, I and III subunit L (gene polr2l). NCBI's taxonomy places the organism in Eukaryota, Metazoa, Chordata, Actinopteri, Gobiiformes, Gobiidae. Gene Ontology annotation, biological process: tRNA transcription by RNA polymerase III; transcription by RNA polymerase II; transcription by RNA polymerase I. Gene Ontology annotation, cellular component: RNA polymerase I complex; RNA polymerase II, core complex; RNA polymerase III complex. The record is from RefSeq and is a predicted model, not a curated record. The coding region runs from base 171 to 374 and encodes 67 amino acids. Gene Ontology annotation, molecular function: DNA binding; zinc ion binding; DNA-directed RNA polymerase activity. The transcript has 3 exons.